This is a messenger RNA of Lutra lutra (Eurasian river otter), 1287 nucleotides long. RefSeq names its product lymphocyte antigen 6G6e-like. The transcript has 3 exons. Gene Ontology annotation, molecular function: transmembrane receptor protein serine/threonine kinase activity; acetylcholine receptor activator activity; acetylcholine receptor binding. Gene Ontology annotation, cellular component: plasma membrane. The coding region runs from base 361 to 861 and encodes 166 amino acids. The record is from RefSeq and is a predicted model, not a curated record. Gene Ontology annotation, biological process: acetylcholine receptor signaling pathway; desensitization of G protein-coupled receptor signaling pathway. Lineage: Eukaryota; Metazoa; Chordata; Mammalia; Carnivora; Mustelidae.
AGCCGAGAACAGCUUGAGACAAGGGGAGGUGGGGAGGAAUGAGGGGGAAGGUGACAGACAGAACUCUGGAGCGGCAGACACAGCUUAAAGCACAAAGCACAGCACAGAGAAGACCCUGAAGGCUCUAGCUGACUCGAGUCGGGGGCGGGGAGGAUGUGAGAGGUGUGGGACAGAGGAGUUGCGGGACCAGAGCCUCUACUGCGUCAGGCUGGUGAAUCUGGUCCCGGUUCCACCCCGCCAGAUUCACUCCCUAGGUGUGUUUGUUUACUGGUCCCUCCCUGUCUCGCUCAGAUGCUCCAGCUCUAGGGAUCUCUGGGUGCAGAUCACAUUCUCCCAGACUCCUGAGCCCUGGGUCCAGCCAUGGGCCCCUCCAGCAUCUUCCUGUGCAUCCUGUUUCUCUGUGGGGCACUGGGUCUCACCACGCCCCCGCCCCCUGCCCGAGGUCGGCUCCGCUGUUACACCUGCAGCUUUGCCAAACCCUGCUACCCGGUUCCCACCGAGUGUCAGGACGACGAAGCUUGUGGCAUCAGUAUUGGCACCUCAGAGCAGAAUGAGAUCAUCGAGCGGAAGGGCUGCCUCCCACGGGCCCAGUGCCCUCUGCAGGGCCAUGCCACCUACUGGUCGCGCUCCUACGCUCUGCGGCACCACUGCUGUGAGCAGGACCUGUGCAACACAGCCAUCACGCUGCAGCCACUCCCCAGCCCCCUACUUGCCGCCCUGCUCCUCCUUGCAGCCAGCUUCACCUGGGGAGGUCCCCUCCUCCGCUGGCUUCAAGCCAAUCUGCAGCCUUCAACCCAGGACUCUGCCCCCCUCCUCACCGCCCUGGAGACCCCUGCAUCUGAGAUAUGCCCAAGAACCUGAUUCUGUAGAGAACUCCGAUUCCCAGCCUCACACCUUCCCAGACCCCUCCCAAGGUCUGGUUCCUGCGGGCACCACUCUAGCCUGGAUAGGCACCUGUCCAGAGCCCUGCCUCAUAAACAAUACCUGUUCUAGGUCUUUUGUCUUUUCUAGAUGCCCACGGCUGAUGCCCUAUCUCAGCUCCAGGUCUUGGUCAAGGCAGGCGGUUUGUUGAAGCUGGGGGUCCCAGGCAAGGGGAUUGAAGGGGCAUCAGGAAUGGUGAGGAGGACAGUCUUGCUAGGAAAGAUUAAUUUGGCAGUUCAGGAACUCAGGAAGGAGGUUCUUGGGGGAACUGUAAAGAGUAAAUUUAAUAAAAGUGCUAUCUGGGAGUCUAGGACACUGCCGUGUCUGUGUGUGUGUAUGUGUGUGUGUGUGUGUUCUCUUUCUCUC